Molecule: messenger RNA, 1810 nt
Organism: Eufriesea mexicana
Lineage: Eukaryota; Metazoa; Arthropoda; Insecta; Hymenoptera; Apidae
Product: protein SHQ1 homolog
Exons: 9
Coding region: 51-1796 (581 amino acids)
Biological process (GO): box H/ACA snoRNP assembly
Cellular component (GO): nucleoplasm; cytoplasm
Source: RefSeq, a predicted model, not a curated record
ACAUAAAGGGAAAAUUGUAAAUAAGAUAUAUUUUUCAACUGAAUUACAAAAUGUUAACUCCACGUUUUGAAGUAACUCAAACUGAUGCAGAAGUUGCAAUAAUUAUCCAUGCACCAUAUGCUAAUAUUAAAGACACAGAGGUUUAUGUUGAUGGAACAGAUUUCAGAUUUUAUUCUACACCAUAUUAUUUAAGGUUAAAACUACCAGGUGAAAUAGAAGAAAAUGAUUCAUCGUUUGGUGCAUAUGAUUGUGAAAAAGGAGAUUUCUCUUUAAGGUUUCCAAAAGUAGUAAAAGGGGAACAUUUUGAAAAUUUAGAUAUGAUAAGUACAUUAUUAGCUCCACCAAAAAAGAAGGCUACAAUUGUAUCCAAUAUUGAAGUAAUUGGAAAUCCAUCAGCAAAUUCUGAAGAUAUGAAUGACAUGGCAACUAAACAUUCAUCAAAUGAAGAAAAUACUAAUGGGGAUGAAUGGUAUAUACAUCAAAAUAGUUUUACAGAAACUGUACCUCUUUUACCUACUUCCCCAAAAUAUGGUUUUGCAAGCAAAGUAUCUGGAGCCUUAGAUGCGUUUGAGCCAGCAUGGAUUAAAGAAAUAAUAGAUCUUCCAAUGCCAGAUACAGUACCUCAAUCUGAGAGAAAAAAAUUACGAGAGAAAUGUGAAAUUUCAGAUUUCAAUGAGGAACAUUAUUUGGCAGAUCUUAUGCAACCAUGUAUAGAACCAUAUAUUUCCUUUAUUGCAGAGUGGGACACUUUGAAAAAAGAAAAUGUUUCCUUCAAUAAAACUGAAGUGGAUUUAUUAAAAGAACUUCCAAAUAAAGAAUAUUUAUUAAACAAUGAAGAAACAUAUAAGUUGCUUUUAAGUUUAAUAGAUAUUUUAUUUGGUAAUUGUUAUAACCACAGAACAACAUUAGGAGAAAAUACUGUUGAAAGUAGUUGGACUAUUAGUAAAUUAAGUUCCACUUUGUCUUGGUUUGAUGAAUUUUCUGAUCCCAAAGAAUUAAUGAAAGCAUGUUUUAGAAGAUCAAUAUGUUAUCCACUAUUUAGAAAUUGGAAUUUAUCUGAAAAGGUUUUUGAAGAUGUAAAGAAGGUAAUUAAAUUAGGAAAAAAAUACAUUAUAAAACGUUUCUGUGAAAUACAUAGUCUGUUCAAUAAUUCGUAUGAACCUCGAUACAUAUUAAAUCAAUUGUAUAUAAAGGACUAUCUAAUUUGGUUACAGCAGAUCAAUGAAUCUUUAAUAGAAUCAUUGGAGUCCCUUCUCAUUAAUAUUCAACCUUGUAAAGAAGAAAUGGAUCUUGAUUUAGUACAGCUAGAGCAAGCAGCUUAUUUUGUGCAAGAAGAAGACCUUAUUAUAGAAAAUUCUGUACAUGAAAUGGUGAACCAAAUGGAUGAAUUAACAGUUAAUGAGCCAAAGACUAUAUACUACAUUAAAGACAAACAUUCUUUAAAGUAUUUAUUGUCAAGCAGCUCAAGUUCAAGUGACAGCAGCGAUACUGAUUCUGAGACAGAUUCAGAAAGUACCACAUCGAGUACCACUACAACAAGUAAUAGUAAUAGUUUGGAUUCUGAUGAUAUUCGUGGCACGGCAUUGCUCGAUGUAUCCCUGAUUUUCAUGAAGUUCCUUCGACUUCCGAAGGUAAUGAAGAACAUCCAACAAUCGUGGGACCGUAUCCUUUUUGUAAGCUGUGCAAUCUCCAACUAUUAUCAUCAUCAUUGUUGUUGUUAUCACAAUCGAAAUCAACAUAAUUCGUUCUCUUUUUCCGUCAGUAAUGCGUACCGUUGGCGUACCAGACAUUAUUAGAGGAGAUCGUUUCA